Molecule: messenger RNA, 2048 nt
Organism: Harmonia axyridis
Lineage: Eukaryota; Metazoa; Arthropoda; Insecta; Coleoptera; Coccinellidae
Gene: Hlc
Product: probable ATP-dependent RNA helicase DDX56
Exons: 2
Coding region: 126-1790 (554 amino acids)
Cellular component (GO): nucleolus
Molecular function (GO): nucleic acid binding; RNA helicase activity; ATP binding
Source: RefSeq, a predicted model, not a curated record
UCAACCAGUUUAUCAUCUAACUGCACGUUCGACCAAUUCAAAUGUAAAAAAUAGGUGCAAUUAAAAGGUGUAGUCAAAAUAUAAAAUUAGUUCCUCAAUAAAUAGUGAUUCUUGUUAUCAAAAUAAUGGAAAGUGCCGAAGAAAAACCUAUAAACUUCCAUGAAAUGGACUUAGAUGAUCGCCUUCUUAAAGCCAUUUGUCAACUACAGUGGGGCACACCUACAUUAAUACAAGAAAAGUCAAUUCCUUUGCAAUUGGAAGGUAAAGACGUGCUAAUAAGGGCUAGGACAGGGUCAGGAAAGACAGCUGCCUUUACAAUUCCAAUAAUCCAAAAAAUUUUGAAUUUGAAGAAAACAGCAGUCUAUCAAGAGGUUAAAGCUGUUAUUUUAGCUCCUAGUAGAGAACUAUGUAAUCAAAUAAACAACGUUAUAAAAGAUUUAACAAUAAAAUGCUCAAGGGAGGUAAGAUGUGUAGAUGUUGCUCCUAAUUUAGGUUUGAAUGUACAGAAACCCUUAUUGACAGAAAAACCUGAUAUUGUGGUUGGUACACCAGCCAGAGUAUUAAUGCAUCUGAAAAAUGGUAAUUUAGAUUUGAAAAAGUCCUUAGAAGUAUUGGUAAUAGAUGAAGCCGAUUUAAUAUUCUCCUUUGGUUAUAAAGAUGAAGUGAAUGAGUUAACAUCUUAUCUUCCAAAUAUUUACCAAGCUAUUCUUGCAUCAGCUACAUUGAGUGAAGACGUACUCAAUUUGAAGAGUCUUGUUCUUCAUAAUGCUGUCACUUUAAAAUUAGAAGAACCAGAGUUAGCACCUACCAGUCAGUUAACACAUUACCAUUUAUUAGCAGAAGAAAUGGAUAAAGCAACAAUAUUAUAUGCUCUACUAAAAUUACAUUUGAUUAGAGGUAAAACAAUAAUAUUUGUCAAUUCUGUGGAUAAGUGCUAUAAACUUAAGUUAUUCCUCGAACAAUUUAAAAUUCCUGUUUGUGUUUUGAACUCUGAACUGCCAGCAGCCAUCAGAUGUCAUUCUGUUUAUCAGUUCAAUCAAGGUAUUUAUGAUAUUAUCAUUGCAUCUGAUGAAAAAGCUUUAGAAGAUAAUGCUGCUGUAAAUAAAAAAGCUAAAAAAACAGAACAACCGUCAAAAAGGAGGAAAGAUAAAGAAAGUGGUGUUUCAAGAGGGAUUGAUUUUCAGUGUGUAGCUAAUGUUCUCAAUUUUGAUUUUCCUAUGGAUGUUCAAUCAUACAUUCACAGAGCAGGCAGAACAGCUCGAGGUAACAAUCAAGGAAGUGUUUUGUCAUUUAUAAACAUGAAAGAGAAAGAUCUCUUAGAUAAAGUAGAAGAAUGUCUAAGAGCAGGUUUAAAUGAUGUCUCGAUUUUCAAAAAGUACCAAUUCAAACUUGAAGAAGUGGAACCAUUCAAAUAUAGAGCUAAGGAUGCAUGGAGGGCUGUAACAAGAAUUGCUGUAAGGGAAGCUAGAUUGAAAGAAAUAAAACAAGAGAUAUUCAAUUGUCAAAAAUUGAAGGGAUACUUCGAAGAUAAUCCAACAGAUUUGCAAGUUCUUAGACACGACAAAACUCUACACACUGUUAGAAUUCAAGAGCAUUUAGCAGAUGUUCCUGAAUAUAUUUUACCCCCAUCCUUGAAGAGUUUGGCUGGAAUCACGAAAAGAAAAAGAAAAAAUAAUAAAAACAUCCCCAAAGGCAAAAAAACAAAAUUUGAAGCAGCACAAAGCAAUCCAUUACUGAGUAUGAAAUUUGAUGGUUUUGGUGCCAAGUCGAAAAAAAAGGGAAAGAAAUAGUAUGUCUGCUUAUGAUGAAUUGUCAGGAUCUGUGAUUUCUUAAAUUAAAUAAUUAAUUUAAAGGCUCAUUUUCACGAUGAUAAUACUAUCGCGAUAGUCACUACCACACUGUUGCGAGAGCUCUGUCGCACUAUUACGAUAGUAUUAUUGUGAGAGUUAGUAUCAGUGUGAAAAUAAGCCCUAAAUUAACAGUUUAGUGAAAAUAGUUGCUAUGUAUGAGAAAACACUAUUUUUGUGUAAAUAAAUUCAAAACAUCUA